AUGAGUAAAACUCGACGUACGGGACAAUCUAACCUCGAAACUGAGAUGGCAGAAGAGGAUCCAAACAAGACGGGGUACAACUGUGCGCGUUGCUCUCGUCCGGAUCAUGCCGAAAGUAAGAUGGUGUUUUGCGAUCAAUGUGAGAGCUGGUACCACUACGGUUGUGUCGGUGUGUCAUCACCGGUAAAAGAUGAUGAUGAUUGGAUGUGCCCUGACUGUCGUAAAUCUGGUGACGAAAUAAGAUCAGAGGGUGCCAGUGUUGGACAGAAUGCUAGUGUCGGUACUGAAGUGACGGAUCCCGAUCAGGAAGAUCAAGAGAUGGCAGUAGCCAUGAAAGCGAUAGAGCUGGAGAGGGAACGUAUGAAGAAACGACAGACGCAGAAAUUGAAAUAUGCCCAAAUGCAGCUAGAGCUGGAAAAAGAGAAACUUGAGAUGCAAUGGUACACUGAGAAGAAGAUCCUGGAAAUGAAAAUUAAGGCGCAAGCGGAAUUCAACCACAAGAGAGAUGCCGAGCGCAAGAAGUUGCAGCAGGAAUAUGAUCAGCUAAUCAGAGAAGGGUCCCGAGAAGAAAAAAAGGUGCAGCGGGAGAAGAAUGUGAAGAAAAACGUAGCUGUCGAAAAGAAAGAGGAAUUAAUAAGUACUGAAGAGUUUUACGAUGGCAACGUUAGCAAUUCAACUCCGGUCAUGCAAGCUGGACCUUCAGGAGUAAAAGGCGUUCAGGCAUCUAUUGUAAAGCAGUCAGACGCCAACGCGCACAGCGAAGACAGCAGCGGUUCUGAGUACGAAUCAGAGGGAGAAAAAGAAAUUAGAAAUAAAUCCGAAAAUGUCAUUAGAAGUGGACCAUCGAAAGCGCAGUUGUCAGCUCGACAGUUUUUGUCCCGAAAACUUCCACCGUUCUCUGGCCGACCAGAAGAGUGGCCUCUGUUUUUCAGUAGCUAUCAGACGUCGACGGAUGCAUGCGGAUUUUCAAAUCUAGAAAAUUUGGCCCGUCUUCAGGAGAGUUUGAAGGGAGCAGCGAGAGAUGUGGUUAGUAGUCGUCUUCUACUACCAGACGCGGUGCCUCAAGUCAUGGAAAUGCUUCGUAUGUUGUACGGACGGCCGGAGCAGCUUCUAGACUCUCUUUUGCUGAAAGUGCGUAAGGCUGAUCCGCCAAAGUCUGAAAAAUUAGCAUCGUUUAUCACGUUUGGAGUGAUUGUUCAGCAGCUCUGCGAUCACCUCGAAUCGACGAACUUGGAAGACCAUUUGGUGAACCCUAUGCUCAUCCGGGAAUUGGUGGAAAAAUUGCCAGCGGGUACGAAAAUCGACUGGAUACGGUACAAGCGGCAAGCGACGAAAGUGACGUUGCGAACAUUAGCAGAUUUCCUAUCAGAUUUAGUAUCUGCUGCGAGCGAAGUGGUAAAUUACGUUGAUACGUCUCAAGUAAGUGGUAGUCGAGUUGAUAAAAUAAAGAACAAGAGUAAGGAACAGGAGAGUUACGUCCAUGCACAUAGUGGAUUCGAUGGUGCCGUUGUGAACAAGACGCAGGGUCGAACACCUUGCGUGAUGUGUGGGCAGACAAAUCAUCGUCUGCGGAACUGUGAGAACUUUCGCCUACUUAGCGUACCACAGCGGUGGGAGGCGGUGAAGAAAUGGGAAUUGUGUCAAAUCUGUCUCAACGCCCACGGUAAAGCGAAGUGCAAACUUAAUAUUCGUUGCACAAUAGGAAAUUGUUCGAAGCUCCACAACAGUCUGCUUCAUUCUGCUGAGAUCCAAUCGAGCUGUAAUACUCACAGUGACUUCUCCAAGGAUUCGAUUUUGUUCAGAAUGGUGCCGGUUAGAAUUUUUAACGGUGACGUAAGCGUUACAACAAUAGCAUUUCUAGAUGAGGGGUCAUCGUAUUCACUGGUAGACAGUUCGUUGACCAGAAAACUAAAGUGCAGCGGACCAACUCAGCCGCUCCGCGUCACGUGGACAGCUGGAGUCUCCAGAUUGGAAAAAUAUUCUCAGAGACUACAGUUGACAAUCGCGGCUCGCGACUCGAACGAAAAGUUCGUGCUUCGGGAUGUACACAGCGUGAACAAUCUGAAGCUGCCAACGCAGUCCAUGAAUUUCACUGACGUAGCCGGAAAGUAUCGGCACUUGAAGGGGUUGCCUGUAACCGAUUAUGCUUUGUCAACACCGAUGCUCCUGAUCGGGCUUAAACAUAUUGAGUUUUUCGCACCAAUAGAAUCGCGUAUCGGUCAACCAGGCGAACCGAUCGCGGUUCGUUCGAAACUAGGCUGGACAGUUUACGGACCACAAGGGACAAAUCGCGAAGCAGGUUUUGUGGGACAACAUUCGUGUAUAGGGUUAUCAAAUGAAGAGUUGCACGAUCUUCUUAAAUCGCAGUACGCCCUCGACGAAAAAGGGGGUUCAGUUAAAAUAAUGCCAGAAUCUGAAGAAGACAGAAAGGCUCGAGAAAUUUUGGAGAAACGAACAGUUCGGGUCGGCGAUCGCUUCGAGACCGGACUGCUCUGGAAUGAAGAGAACCCUACAUUUCCAGAUAGUUUGCCAAUGGCACUGCGGCGCAUGAAAAGUUUGGAGAAGAAAUUAUCGAUGAAUCCAGAACUGGAAGAGGCAGUAAGGCAGCAGAUAGUUCAGUAUCAGGUGAAAGGCUACUGUCACAAAGCAACGAAGGAGGAAUUAAUCUCAACAAAACCAGAAAAUGUGUGGUACCUACCGUUGAACGUCGUCCUCAACCCAAAGAAACCGGGAAAAGUUCGGCUGGUAUGGGAUGCGGCAGCAGAAGUGAAAGGAGUCUCACUCAAUUCCAUGCUCCUGAAAGGACCGGACUACUUAACCUCCUUACCUUCAGUAAUAAACAAAUUCCGGGAACAUCGCGUCGGAUUUGGAGGUGACAUCCGCGAGAUGUUUCACCAGCUUCAAAUACGAUCGGAGGAUAAACAAGCUCAGCGGUUCGUGUUCGAAAAUGAAGUUUACGUAAUGGACUGCGCCAUUUUCGGAGCCAGUUGUUCUCCAAGUGCAGCAAUGUACGUAAAGGAUAGAAAUGCUCGAGACUUUUGUGAACAGUUCCCAGAGGCUUCUGACGCAAUUAUUAACAGACAUUACGUGGAUGACUAUUUCGAUAGUAGCGACACCGUCGAAGAAGCGGUUCAGCGAGCGAGUGAGGUGAAAUUGAUCCAUUCCAAGGGCGGUUUCGAGAUCAGGAACUGGGUAUCAAACUCCCCAGCUUUCCUGGAGCAGAUGGGUGAAAAGGAGAAGAAUCAGGCAAUCCUCCUGGAUUCAGCCAAUCCCGAACGGGUGUUGGGGAUAGUAUGGAACACGACAGAUGAUGCUUUCACGUUCACCACCAAGAUGCAGGAUAAAUUGAUGCCGUACUUGUACGACGGAAAGGUACCAACGAAACGUGUUGUGCUUAGCUGCAUCAUGAGCCUCUUUGAUCCACUAGGACUACUGACACCGUUCACAUGUUUCGCAAAGGUGCUGAUUCAACUUCUUUGGAGAAUGGGUUGUGAAUGGGAUCAGGACAUCGAAGGAGAAGCGCUGGAAGAAUGGAGGCAAUGGACGAGACACUUGGGUGUUGUGGAGUCGGUGAAGAUCCCGCGACAUUACUUCGGCGACGCUUUGUCUCUUGAUUACUCGUCGUUGCAACUGCAUAUUUUCGCAGAUGCCAGCGAAAAGGCUUACGGCUGCGUCGGAUAUUUUAGAAUCAUGGCUGGGGGAAUUCCUCGGUGUACGAUGGUGCAAGCGAAAGCAAAGGUGGCACCACUGAAGCAGGUAUCGAUCCCACGAUUGGAGUUAAUGGCGGCCGUGCUUGGUUGUCGAUUAGCUGACACUAUAAGAGAGAAUCACAGCUUGACAGUGAAGCAAGUGUUCUACUGGACGGAUUCGCGCACCGUCCAUUCUUGGAUAGUUUCCGAUCAACGGAAAUAUAAGGCAUUUGUAGCGUUCCGGAUCGGAGAAAUCAUCAGUCGGUCGCAGCCAUCGGAAUGGCGAUGGGUGCCAACCAAGGUAAAUGUUGCGGACCAGCUAACCAAAUGGAAUAAAGGGCCACAGCUCGGUUCGGAUAGUUCUUGGUUCUAA
This is a messenger RNA of Toxorhynchites rutilus septentrionalis, 4062 nucleotides long. RefSeq lists its product as uncharacterized. The transcript has a single exon. The coding region runs from base 1 to 4062 and encodes 1353 amino acids. The record is from RefSeq and is a predicted model, not a curated record. NCBI's taxonomy places the organism in Eukaryota, Metazoa, Arthropoda, Insecta, Diptera, Culicidae.